CUCGACUCUAGCUGAGACGCGCCUUCCACACCACCGCCGCGACAGCCCAGCACCACGUGUGCCUCACCCCGACAGUGCUGGCCAACACACGCCCUCGUCUCCACAUCACGCUACAGCUGCCGCUUCCACCGCCUCGCCCUUUUCCAGCGGCGUUCGCUGCGAUACCCCGCCAACAUGGCUUCGAUGAUCGAUAUCCAGCGCGACCUCAUUCUCAACUCGAUUAAGCAGACCACGCGCGGCGACUGGAAGAUACUCAUUGUGGACGAGGACAGCCAGAAGCUCAUCAACAACGUGGUCAAGGAAGAUGACAUCCUCAACCUCAACAUCACAAACAUCGAGCGCAUCGAGGACCGGCGGCAGACGAUUCGCGACAUGGACGCCGUGUACAUCAUCACACCCAAGCCACACAUUGUCGACUGCAUGAUGGCCGAGUUCGACCAGCGCAGAUACCGCGGCUUCUUUCUGAUAUGGACAACACUGCUGCCACCACACCUCAAGGAGCGCAUAGACCGGUCGCAAAUGGCGCGCGAGCAGAUUCGGAGCUUCCGCACAGUGCACCUCGACUUCCACCCCCAAGAGUCGCACCUCGUUACCUUCAAAGACCCAUGGAGCUUCCCCAUCCUCUACCACCCCGAGUGCAACAACCUCGUAGUACGCCACAUGGAAGACAUUGCAGAAAGAAUCACCGGAAUCUGCGUCGCACUCGGCGAAUACCCCAUCAUCCGAUACUACCGACCGCGAGCCCCAACCCACGAGGCCAGCGUCUUGUGCUCACACCUCGCCCGCUUCGUCCAAGACAAGCUCGACAUGUACGCGCAGUUCAACCAAGACUUCCCCCCGCAAUCGAACCGACCCCGCGGUGCCCUCUACAUCACCGAUCGAUCCAUGGACCUCAUGGCCCCCUUUCUCCACGAGUUCACAUACCAAGCAAUGGCCAUGGAUCUGUUGCCUAUACAAGACAGCGACAAGGUGACCUACCGCACCAUUGUCAACGAAGAGGAUCCCGAGGCAGAAGAGAAGGACAUGGAGAUAUCCGACAAGGACAAGAUAUGGGUUGAAAACCGCCAUCGGCACAUGAAGGACACUCUCGACAAGUUGAUCAGCGACUUCCAAAAGUUCAUCGCCGACAACCCCCAUUUCACGAACCAAGACGCCCAGAACGCUGCCGGAAUGAAUGGACUGAAUGCAAUCAAGGAUAUGAUCGCUGGUUUGCCUCAGUUCCAGGAGAUGAAGGAAGCUUACUCGCUACACCUGACCAUGGCGCAGAAGUGUAUGGAGAUCUUCCAGAAGCACAAACUCCCAGAUCUUGCUUCAGUGGAACAGUGCCUUGCUACCGGUCUUGAUGAAGACUACCGCAAGCCCAAGAACAUGACUGACCAGAUUGUGCGCACAUUGGACGACGAAGAGAUAACGCCAGCUGACCGGCUACGCCUUAUCGCGCUCUACGUAAUCUUUAAGAACGGAAUACUACCAGCCGACCUCCAGAAGCUCCUCUUCCACGCACAACUGCCACCUCCCGACGGCGACGUUAUUCGUAACCUUGACCUCCUUGGGGCGCGAGUCGCCAGACAACUGAAAGAGAAAAGAGAUGCACAGCCACCACUCUUCCCACCGAAGCCAGCCCCACCUCCAAAUACUGAGGACUACGGUCUAUCCAGAUUCAACCCGGCGCUCCAGGACAUGCUAGAGGAACACAUCCGCGGCAGCUUACCCCAGGACGUCUUUCCCUUCACUAAGAUGUCACCCGAUGAUGUCGCCAGCAUGGCACAAGAGAAUACUGCACCCGCUUCCCUUCGCUCCGCAAAACCGACAUGGGCCAAAUCACGACUUGCGAGUGCGGAGCCCCGUCAACGCGUCAUCGUCUUCGUUGCCGGCGGUGCAACCUACUCCGAGGCCCGCGCCUGCUACGAUGUCUCGAACAAGACCUCGAGAGACGUUUUCCUCGUCACCUCACACAUGAUGAAGCCGCAGCUCUUCCUCCGUCAAGUCGGCGAUCUCAGUCAAAACCGCCGCAGUCUGCGUUUACCCAUCGAUCAACCGCAGCCUAUAGCCCCGGCACAUUUGUUCGAGAAGCCUGAGCCUCCGAAGCCAGCACCGCCGCCUGCUGGCACAAAGCCUCCCAUGUCCGGGGGCCUGCCGUCCGGACCCAGAGUCGCUGGCCCGAAACCCCCAACAGCAGCCAUGGGUGCCAUCAACCUCAAUUCCAACCCGCAAAAACACAGUCCUUCGCCGUCGCAGAGCAGUACUACGAAGCCCGGCAAAGAAGAGAAGGAAGGCAAAGAGAAAAAGAAGAAGAAGUUGCACCUGUUUUCUUCAAAGCAUUAGUGAGGCUUGUUAACAUUUCCUGCUAGGGCGCUGCAUACCUUUCUGGCGUUGUUUUGCUUUGUUCAUAGCGAGGAUUGAAUUUGCUUCAUUUGCAAUAUUUGCGAGGUAAGCUGCAUGGCAUGGCGUUGGAUGGCGUAUAAGAAUCUUGUCUGGCGGUUGCCCGAGGCGUACAGCUGGAGAUGAGUACUUGGCGUUUUGCUGUUGGAG
Messenger RNA from Alternaria rosae, 2532 nucleotides. Its product is annotated as Sec1-like protein. The coding region runs from base 175 to 2325 and encodes 716 amino acids. Gene Ontology annotation, cellular component: secretory granule; plasma membrane. Gene Ontology annotation, biological process: intracellular protein transport; vesicle-mediated transport. The record is from RefSeq and is a predicted model, not a curated record. The transcript has 6 exons. NCBI's taxonomy places the organism in Eukaryota, Fungi, Ascomycota, Dothideomycetes, Pleosporales, Pleosporaceae. Gene Ontology annotation, molecular function: syntaxin binding.